GUUUACCCAAUUCGUCCAUUUUGGUUGUUUUCAUAGGUCGAAGUUGAAAAUCGCCAUCAGAAGAAACAUAAGUGGUAGAGCUAACCACUGACUCAACUGACUGCUUAAUUAGUGCAUUGAAUUGUAAACAACUUUCAAAUCAAAUGCACAAUAUUUAAAGUUAUGGCUCCAUCAGUCUCACGAAGACAUACACCUGCUAAGUAUGCUAAAGAGCUGAUAGCUGCUAUCAUAGCUAUACGUCAACAGAAACAGAUACCUAAUUUUGAGAGAAUUUCACGCUAUCUUCAACGCAAUAUAGAUAUCACACCACGGAAGAUCAAAGAACACCUAAAUAAUGCUGUAAGCGAUGGGCUAAUUGUGGAAUAUACUGCUAUUGGGUUCAAAGGUCAAAGGACUGGUUUAGAACAAGAAGGCUACAGAGUUCCACAAACUGGAGAAGUAGAUGUGGUAAAUGAUGGCCAUGACUGGUACUGUUCCGAGUGUCAUAGCCCUGGAGAAGUAUUUGAAUGUUGUGAAUGUUUUAGAGUUUAUCACCAAGGUUGUACAAAGGAGGACACAUCAGGGGAAACAUUUACUUGCUCUAUUUGCAGGGCUGGCAGGAAAAAAAAUAAAAUGAAGAGAAAAAUGUUGAACACCUUAUUAAGUUAUACAGUGCUACGCCUUAGAGAAAAGACCAAGGAACUUCAUAAAAUUUCCACCAAAUUAAAUGCUGAUGACUUCAAACGCUUUGUGUAUAGAAAAAUGGACUUAAAUAGAAUGGAGCAAAAAGUGCAAUCCUCACGUUAUAAAUGUUUAGAAGAAUUUUUAGCUGAUGCCAAAGUUAUUCUUCACAAUUGUACACUUGUGUUUGGAGAUGACAUGAAUGGAAUGGCUGGCCUUGCUUCAAUCAUGGUAAAAGACUGUAAGUAUGAGAUAGAUGAAAUUGAGCUGUGUCCUAACUGCUACUACAUGUCUAAUGCUAAACCUGAAGAUUGGUUCUCACAGCCGUGUAAUCCACCGCAUGACAUAGUUUUUGCUAAGCAAAAAGGCUACAGCUACUGGCCAGCAAAAGUUGUCCGUGAUUUAGGUGGAAAAUUUGAUGUACGUUUUUUUGGAGGCUGGCAUCAAAGGGCAGUGAUACCAGCUGAAUAUAUUAAACCCAUAACAACCGAUCUCAAAUCCAUGGCUAUUAAAAAAACAAGUGGCUUUUCUAAAGCUAUGAAAGAACUAGCACGCUAUCAAGAGAUAUUAGAAGAGAGAGAGCAGAGUGCUGAAGCCAAUGGUGAGAGACCUGAAUCUGAAGAGGAAGAGGAGAUUGACAAUGAAGAGGAGGUUGAAGAAGAGGAUUCUAAUUAUGAGGACAAUAUUGAAGAUGUUGAUGAUGAAGAAAUGAAAGACAGCAAAAGUGAGGAGAUGGAUGAAAAGGGGAACUCCUCCCUUGCAGAAGAGGAGCACAUUAAAAAGCGACCAUUCAAGAAAACUCCUAAAAGAAGGGAAAGCUCUUUAUCACAAAGUCAAAGUAAAAAGACACCAAAACGUUUUAAAUACAGUGCUGAGGAUGAGGACAACAGUGACUUCAAACAGGAAGAUGAGUUUGACAACAGACAAGUAACUUCAACUAGUGUAGACAGAAGUGCUAAUACAAAGAAGAGAAAAUCAUCAAAGAGUACAAGCCAUGAUGAAUCUUAUACAGUUACAUCUAGUGUGGAUAAAGUAAGCAACAUUAACCUUGCUGUGACUGUAUCUGUUGCAUGUCAGACCACGGCUUUGAAAACAGAAACAGAAAGUGUCCACACACAGACAGAUGGCAUAAGUACAGAGUUGCUUGAAGAUAAGAUUGGAUUAAGUCGUUUGUCUUCAUCCCCACAUCAAAGUGAUGACACAAUUUUGGAAGAAAGAAUGUCUUCUGCUAUGGCUAGUCUGACAAAAAGGCUGGAAGAAAAGUUUGAGGAAGAUAAAGCUCUAGCACUCAAACAGCAAUCUCAACAGUUGGAAGAAGAUUUUGGUAAAGAUAAGCAGCAAGCUGUGGAGAGGACAAUAGCUACAAUGAAACUUGAAGUGGAAAAAGCUAGAAAACAAGGAGAGGAUAAAGCAAAAGAGCAGUACAUGGAAGAAAUGAAAAAGUUAGCUGCUAAACAUAAAGAUACUAUUUCUCAAACCAAGAAAAAACAAUGGUGUCAGUACUGUGAAGAAGAAGCUAUGUAUCACUGCUGUUGGAACACUUCCUACUGCAGCAUCAAAUGUCAGCAAGAACAUUGGCACAAAGAACACAAACGUUUCUGCAGACGGAAAAGAAAUGAAACCAACAGUAAAAAUGACAGUGACUGUAAAAAUGAGACUACUAGAAAGUAAAGAAUGUGUUCUCCUGGUGAUAGCUUUUCUAUUUGAACUAUUGCGCUCUGUACUAGCAAUCUUCUCAACGCUUGAAAGUGUUAAAAGUUCUUUCUAGAAUCAAACAAAAUUUUAGUUUUUUUUUUAAUUUUAAUAAUAUUUCUAUGCAAUAUAAUUAGUUUUAAAAUAAUUUUAAUUUUUAAAUAUAUUGAUGUAAAAACUUGUCAUUUUAAAAAAAAUAUUUCUAAGCAAUAAGACAAAAUUUAAGAUCUCUAAAAAAGAUACUUAGUUGUUUUUUUAAGACAGUUUAAGUUUUAAUUGCAAAAUGUAAGUAACAGAAUUUAGACAUUUUUUUCACAUUUUUUGAGGACAAAGCAAACUUCCUCCUUCUUGAUUCAGAUGAUUAAAGACUUUUUAUUAUUAAUUAAAAGACAGUUUUUUCCCCUAUCUUUGAAUGAACUUGUUUACUAUCUAAACAGAUAUGCACUAAGCAUUCCUUCACAAAUCUGAUAUUCAUUAUUAUCUACUUUUUAUUGAUGUAAAAGCAUUUAUUUUGACUUACAUUUCAUUUGUGUCAAUGUUUUUGUGUUUUGUCUUGGAGCUAAUGUGAUGAACUAACAUUAAAACUAUAACAGAAUGGAGACUAGCUUUAUAAUUUUUAUUUACAUUACUGUUUCUUGUGUUUUUUGUUUGGUACUUUAUGUUGAAACAUAUUUUUUUUGUUUUAUUAUUUCUUUAACAUUUUUAUUUCAUUUUUCCAUUAAAGUUCAUCUUUAAUAAAGAUAUCAAUUAAAAUUGUUUUUUUCAAAAAGUUACUGCAACACAUGCAAUUCACAGCCAUUGAUUGAAAUGCAUUUUUUAGGUUGUUUUCACAGAGUAUGCUGGUUAUACAUAUAAACUGAAUAGCACAGCUACUCAUUGAUUAUUUCAAUUUACUUAUAGAGUUUUCUAUUUCUAUAUAAGUACUUUAGAUAAAGUCUCAGAUGACAAUGGGCAAUAGUGUUUUAUUGUCCAAUAUAUUUUUGACAACUGUUUAUUCCAUGUCAAGAGAAUGUUAUUAUUUUGAUGUUCAAUUGCACACACUAAAAACUUGUAGUGUUAUCUCUUAUUUCUACAAGUCUAGUCAAGAGUAGAGUUUUAAAAUGACUUGUUUGUACUCUCAUCUUGUUAUAUAAUAUAAUACAGAGAUUUGUUUCUCACUAUAGAUGUUUUGAAUGUUUACCUGUUCUUUAAAAUACAUUUUCGAAACAUACAUUUUCAACAUAAACUAUUUUUAAAUUGCAUUUUAUUUAUUUUUUUAAAUGGUCUUUGAAUUGUUGGUUAAUUUAAAAGAAAAUGUUAAAUUCUUUUUUUUUUAUUGCAUUUCAAAUAUUUAAAUGAUUUCAAACAGUAGUUUUCCUGAGAAAAGAUUCUAGUGUUUCUAAAAAUGUUCAAUUAUGUUUUAGAAAGUACAUUUACUUCCUAUUCUUUAGGAAAAAAACCUCUUCUAAAACAAAUGUUAUUUAACUCAUAUUUUAUGGGAUGAAUUUCUUUGAUAUUUUUGAGAAGCGUUUUUCUAAUUUAUUCUAGUUAUUUUAGGGAAUGAAUUUCUUAAAUGCUGUUGAUCAAAGUUUUCAGUCCUCCAGCUAACUAAUGUUAUUGUAUGUCAUCUGAACUUGAUCUGCUCAAGAGCUAUACAUAAUUGUAAGUGGAACUACUGAGCUAUAAAUAUGUAAUGAACUAUAAAUAUUUAUUUGUAAAAUGGAUGCCAUUUAUUUAAUGUUUGUGUUGAUAAGUGAAGUUGCAACUAUUUUUACAAACCAUUUGUUAUCCAGAUCCCUUAGAACAACUGUUGUCUCUAUUUUAAAUUUUUUUCGCCAAAUUAAUACAGUUCAGUAUAUAUUUUCUGCAUUGUCCUGGCCAUACUAAAUUUAGAGUUUUUUUUUUGUUUUUUUUUAUAAUUUUUAUGUUCAACUUCAAUAUUGGUGCAUUGUUUUUUUUCUAAUGAUAUUUUUUUAUGUAUGUACAAAGAUAUUUAUUUUUUUGUCUCAAAUAUCUCAUUUAGAAAAACAAAAACAUUUAUUGGAAGAGCUAGAGUACCGAUAUAGUCGCAAGUUAACCAAUAGCAGACACAAGUUUGAACUCUACAGACCCAUAUCUUGUGGAAAUUUGUUGAACUGUCUCUUUCCAACAUCAGUAAUCUGAAAUGUUAGUUUUUCAUUGAUUUCACUUUCUUUUUUUUUUCUUUCUACUGAUUUGUUUACCCAUUCACUACCAACAUUUGUUUUGUGUGUUCUCUUUGAAAUGUAUAAACAUUUGGCCUACGACCUGCUAAUUUACAUUGUAAUGUCAUUGAAACAUAUCAAAACAAAUAUUGAAAUAUUAGCACAAGGCUAAGUCAUUCUUUCUUUAUCUUUAUAUGGUUAGUGACUUUACUUUUUGUAUAUUGUUGUUUUGUGUUUCAAGCCUCUUCAAAAAUUGGACUGGAAGUAAAUAAGAAACUUCCUGAGGUUAGGGACCUUUCCUUCAAAACUUUUUUUCAUUUUGUUCAGAUUGUUUUCUUUGAAUUGUAUGCAUUUUAAAUUAUUUUAAGGAGAUAUUUCACACACACACACACAAGAAUUUAUCUUGAUCAUGUCCUUGAGGUCAUUGAAAUAAGAAGUAGAGUUAAGGCAAAAAAAAAAAGGUUUUGUUACUUAUGUCUUGAUAAGUCAAGUUUUUAGAUCUAUAUGAUAGCUGUCUUUUUUUUUUUUUUUUAAUUUGUUUCAACUUCAGAAAAUUUUUAAUUCUGUGCACUUAAAUAUAUAGAGCUUUCUCUUCUUCAUAAGAAAUUUAUGAACCACCUUAUGUUGGGAUCAUACAUUGUACAACCCAGAGAGAACUUGUUUUAUUUAGAAUGGCAUGCUUAAUUAGUUUAAGUUUAGAAUGCGUUGACCAAUAAUAUUUUUUAAAGAGCCGGCAAUAUGAGUGUCAUGGUUUGCCUGCUUGUUGAUAAUUAUUGAACCUUACAUACUACACAUUGAAUGUGUGCUUAGUAACAGAUUUGAUUAUUCACAUCCAUAUUUUACUAUCAUCCCCCAUUGAAUUCUCUAGUACUAUGUUCUUGUUAUUUAGUUUUUAUUUGUUGAAUUAUUUGUAUGAAUUGGAUAAUGCUAUAUUUAUCACUGUAGUUUUAGCAGUGUUUUGAAGAUUUUCCUGUUCAAUGAUGUAUCAAUACACUAAAUGAUCUGAAUCACAUUUCUGCAGUGGCUAAUGACACUGCCUAGUUCAUCACUUUUCACUUUUUAAUCUCUGAGCGCAACUCAGAAAUAUUCUUUUACCUUUGAUCCAAGUAAACUGUGGCACUGCAGUGGUGUUAUCAGAUUCAAAAGGAUUUGAAUCCAACUUGAUAGUUUUGUUUUUGUUUACUUGUAAUUCAUUUGUUGUUUCCCUUUAUGAUGUAUUGACAUGUUUGAAUGACAGAUACCUUUUAUGAUUAAUUUUGGCACAAAUCAAUAAGGGAAUUAAAACAAAUGUGAACUAAAA
Messenger RNA from Biomphalaria glabrata, 5814 nucleotides. Its product is annotated as zinc finger MYND domain-containing protein 11-like. The transcript is spliced from 15 exons. The record is from RefSeq and is a predicted model, not a curated record. Lineage: Eukaryota; Metazoa; Mollusca; Gastropoda; Planorbidae. Gene Ontology annotation, biological process: regulation of transcription elongation by RNA polymerase II. The coding region runs from base 163 to 2331 and encodes 722 amino acids. Gene Ontology annotation, molecular function: transcription corepressor activity; protein binding; DNA binding.